Episyrphus balteatus (marmalade hoverfly) is the source of this 930-nucleotide messenger RNA. RefSeq lists its product as uncharacterized. The record is from RefSeq and is a predicted model, not a curated record. Bases 1 to 930 code for a protein of 309 amino acids. The transcript has 2 exons. NCBI's taxonomy places the organism in Eukaryota, Metazoa, Arthropoda, Insecta, Diptera, Syrphidae.
AUGUGCACUCUCAUAUAUUCCGUUCUAGUAACUCAACACCGUUCAAAUAGUCCCCAAAAUUCAAGUUCGGGAUCAUCGCCUGUUAUGUCAAAUAGUAGUUCUAGUCCAGCACCACCAUCCAGUAGUCCAAGUCCACAAGAAAGCCCAAAGAAUUCCACCUCAACUACCAUCAUCACAACAUCAUCAAAACCAACAACAACAAAAACAACAACUUCAUCACCAACAAAGUCGUUUAUUCAUAAUAAUCAACAUCAUCAUCAUCAACAUCAUCAGCAGCAGCAGCCAUUAGCCAAUAAUUCAAAUGAAACAUAUUUCAUGAAUGAGGCACCUACAUCGACUGCAACCACCACCGCCAAAAAGACUUUCUAUCAACAUGAUGAUGAUGAUGAUGAUGAUUAUGUUAAUAUUGAUAAUAAUGAUGAUGAUGACAAUGACAGUGGCGUACACGAUAACAAUAGUGGCAAACCAACAACAACAACAACAACAUCAUCCUCCUCCAUGACAAUGCGAUUUCCUAGCAUAUCUUCAGCCAACAACAAAAUUAAUCAAUGCUUCAAAUUAACUCCGUCUAAUAAUAAAGGUUUAAUGAUAUUAACUGACAAGGAAUCAUUUAGCAUCGGCAGCAAUAAUGAUGAUGAUGAUGAUAACAAUGAAGACAAAACACCCACAAACACGAAUAUGACCACGAAUACAAAUACAACGCCAACCACAUCGUCAGGAUUGGCCUGCUAUAACCCAAUUAAUAGUAUGAAACUGCCAACAGCUAUAUUUUCGCCGCAAUUCAAUGAGAAUCUCGCAACACUUAAUCGCAAAUGGACGAAAUUUAAUCGUCGCAGCCAUCGUCGUCGCAAUAGUAGCUCUGGUGAUUCCAAAGAGCUUGAUAAACUAGUCCUUAAAUCAAUGGAAUGGGACGAUAAUGAUAUAUAUUAA